Messenger RNA from Fusarium verticillioides 7600, 1162 nucleotides. RefSeq lists its product as hypothetical. The transcript has a single exon. The record is from RefSeq and is a predicted model, not a curated record. The coding region runs from base 303 to 614 and encodes 103 amino acids. NCBI's taxonomy places the organism in Eukaryota, Fungi, Ascomycota, Sordariomycetes, Hypocreales, Nectriaceae.
UGAAGACGUCUCAUCUCCCUAUCGACUGUCUUGGCAGCAUCAGCGGGGAGUUUAGCGUUGGAUAGUUUGCGCUUCAAUUCAUCAAGCUCAUUGGACUCCUGGUCAUCGUUUUGGUUCAUGUCCACCUUGGCAUCUGUCCAUUGGGCGGAACAAAUGCCAUACCAGGGAUUUGUGGUAGCGAACCUGGCUUGCGGUUUUGGUUGGUUUCGUUCAAUCGAUCCAAGAUCUGGACGGGCAUAGUAGUGAAGGUCGUGAUCUUAAAAUUGUUCUUGAUACCGCCAACCUGACGCUCCAGUAACUCAAUGACCUUGGUCAGGCGCACCUUGACAUCCAGAGCAGCAAGGACCUCGAGUUUCUCCUCAUGUGUGCUCUCAACCAAAUUAGCCAUAAAGUCGGCAAGUAGACCAGCCUCGUUGAGCUCUUUCCUCAUGAUUAGCAUUUCAAGUCGCCUUGUAAGGACUGGUGAAAGAACCGGGCCAUCGCGGGUUCGAGGAAGCAAGGAGGAAAUCCUGAGGAUCGUGACGAGUUCUCGAGAACGGGUUUUUAGGAGAGCAAACAGGUCUUGCGUCUGUUUGUCGGUAGCAUUGUCUGGAACAACAGUCAACUACAGGUGAUGGGCAAGCGGUUACAUGGAAUAGCCUACAGUCUUCGUGGAAAUAUGUCACCUUGGCUUCGAAAUAGGGGCGUUCGCGGGUGAAGGAGUCAAUCCGGACACGGGUUGUGCCUUCGACGCGCAGCGCAAACUCGCCUGUUCCUCUCCCAUCAAUGCCAAUGAUCUUGGCGGCAACACCAAAUGUGAACAGGUCAUUCUUCUUAGCGGAGCCGGGAAGGACGUUCUCGAUCUCAGCGGGGUCUAUAUCUUCAGCAUCGCCAAUGAGUCGCUGGCCAUUGCCACUGAUCAGAGGGGACGAAAUUGGGACGCAUGCGAUGGGAAUACUGUCGAUACGCGUAUCAGGGCCCUUUGUAGCAGCCUGCUCGUAAACAUGGGCGAGCAGAGCAGGAAUAUCGGGACGGUUCGAAGAUACUGGGAUUCGCUGGACGAGGCCGGGAAGAAGGAUGGUGCCUCGCGCGAGCGGUAUCAGGGGCAGAUUCGCGGUCUGUGGCUUUGCCAUGAUGCCACUGGUGGUUGAUUAUACAAAGUUUAGAACGAGACGAAGCAAAC